AUGUCAUCCCUUCCUUUCCUAGCCACUCGUUUUCUUUUGUUAUUCUCUCGCUCUCGCCUUUCUUAUCCUCUCACGCGUGGGAGUUGGAGGUUGCCGGCCGCCCCUGGCCUUCGUCCUCAACCGGCCGCUCUUAGGAGAGCUACAGGCGCCGCCGCCCGUCUCGCUGAGGCGCCCCGCCGCGCAGCCGCCGCCGCCCGUCUCGCCGAGGCGCCCCGCCGCGCAGCCGCCGCCGCCCGUCUCGCCGAGGCGCCCGCCGCGCAGCCGCCGCCGCCCGUCUCGCCGAGGCGCUCCGCCGCGCAGCCGCCGCCGCCCGUCUCGCCGAGGCGCCCCGCCGCGCAGCCGCCGUCGCCCGUCUCGCCGAGGCGGCCCGCCGUGCAGCCGUCGUCGUCCGUGUCGCCGAGGCGCUCCACCGCGCAGCCCCCGCCGCCCGUCUCACCGGGGCGCUCUGCCGCGCAACGACAAGGAGAGAGGCAGCCACCAUGCUGCUAG
Lolium perenne is the source of this 489-nucleotide messenger RNA. Lineage: Eukaryota; Viridiplantae; Streptophyta; Magnoliopsida; Poales; Poaceae. The record is from RefSeq and is a predicted model, not a curated record.